AUGCCAGCGGCGGUGCAGGCGCAGGCUUCAUGCUCGUCGGUCGAGGAGGUCGGGUCAACGGGAGUCGGAGCCCUCACGAUCGACUUCAUCAUCCUCGCUGCCGCCUCCUUCAUCUUCGUCUACAAGCUCUCUGAGGCUGCCAACAAGAAGGUCGCCUACCUCUGCAUCUACAUCUGUGGCAUCUCCGCCAUCGCAUACUAUGCGAUGCUGGCGGGCCAGGGCUGGAGUGCAGGAACUACCUGCAGGCAGUUCUUCUAUGCUCGCUACAUUGACUGGAUCCUUACCUGGCCCCUGAUCACCAUCCUCCUCGCUCUCAUCGCAGGAUGCGAGUGGACCCCCGUCCUUGGCGCCAUCGGAGGACAAGUCGUGCAGGUGUUUGCUCAGUACAUGGCGUCAGUGUCUGUGCUGGACACAGUGAAGUGGUUCUGGUUCCUCAUCGAGAUCUGCGGGCUCAUGUUCCUGGUCUUCCACGUUACCCGCAUCUUCAAGGCAACAGCCGAGAACAAGGGAGGAGAGGCUGCGGUCCUGUACAACAAGGUCGCCUGGACCACUGUGAUCGUUUGGAUCUGCUACCCGAUCCUCUGGCUGUUUGCUGAUGGAUUUUCUUCCUUCACCGUCUCCUUUGAGGUCACCAUGUACGCUAUCCUCGAUCUGAUCAACAAGGUGCUCCUGUGCUUUAUGGUCGUUUCGGCUCAAGACUCCAUUGGCAACGACGACAACACAGCCGGAACUCGUGAAUAUGUUUGA
Molecule: messenger RNA, 747 nt
Organism: Guillardia theta CCMP2712
Lineage: Eukaryota; Cryptophyceae; Pyrenomonadales; Geminigeraceae
Exons: 1
Coding region: 1-747 (248 amino acids)
Cellular component (GO): plasma membrane
Source: RefSeq, a predicted model, not a curated record